Messenger RNA from Chenopodium quinoa (quinoa), 2698 nucleotides. RefSeq names its product putative metallophosphoesterase At3g03305. The record is from RefSeq and is a predicted model, not a curated record. Gene Ontology annotation, molecular function: hydrolase activity. Bases 96 to 2291 code for a protein of 731 amino acids. The transcript has 4 exons. Lineage: Eukaryota; Viridiplantae; Streptophyta; Magnoliopsida; Caryophyllales; Amaranthaceae.
UUGAGUUUACCCAAACUUGUUAAAACGAUGAACCCAAAAACAAAAACCUGACCAACGUCCCAGAGUUGGCGUGAAGUCAACAGCUCCGGCGGGAAAUGUUAGUCGGAGGAAAGACAACGAAGAAAACAAUGGCGAACAUCACCGUUAAAACCCUCCUCAUCUUCUCAUUAAUGGCGGUAGUUUUUUCUGGGCAAGAAAACUCAAGUUCAAGCAGAUUGAUACAAGUUAAAGGAGGCCCAAAUUCAGUAAUUUGGGUGGUUCAACUCUCUGAUCUUCAUUUCAGUGUUCAUCACCCAGAUAGAGCUCUGGAUUUCAAGAAUUUGGUGGGCCCUUAUCUUUCUGUCAUCAACCCUUCUCUUGUUCUUAUCACCGGCGAUCUCACAGAUGGGAAGAGCAAAGAUCACUUAAACAUGAAACAAAAUGAGCAAGAGUGGGUGGAAUAUCGGGAUGUGAUGGCAGAUGUAGUCAAGAAGAGUGGACUUGACAAGAGCAUCUUCUAUGACCUUAGAGGCAAUCAUGAUAAUUUUGGUGUGCCAUCUGUUGGUGGCACCUUUGAUUUCUUUUCAAACUACAGUCUAAAUGCUGAAGCUGGGAGAACUGGGCAUGUAAACAGUGUCACGCUUCAGACAGAAGAUAGAAGGCAUCUAUUUGUUGGGAUUGAUAGCACCAUGGCAGUUGGCCUCAGAGGUCCAACCAAUCUUUUUGGGCAUCCAACUGAUAAAUUGCUAGCUGAGCUGGAUUCUGAGCUAUCAAAAUGGGGUGCUGAUCCGAAGAAUCCAGUGGUAAAAAUCUCAUUUGGACAUUUUCCUCUUUCAUUUUCAGCAGCCUCAGAAUCUGGGAGGACCCUAAAAGAUGUUUUUCUCAAACAUUCAAUAUCUGCUUACCUAUGUGGACAUCUCCACACGAGGUUUGGCAAGAAUUUGAAACGGCUUCACCAACCAAGUAAUGAUCUCAUGCAGCUGAAUAUGCAACAGACGCCCUCCAAGAUUUCUUCAAAUGGAUCAUCCAAAGUCCAGGAAUUCUGGGAGUGGGAAAUGGGUGACUGGAGGAGAAAUAGAGCUAUGCGUAUUUUGGCUAUUGAUAGAGGUCAUGCUUCAUUUGUAGACAUCAACUUGAAUUCGGGUACUAAAAAAACUAUCAUCUUACCUACUUUCCCCCUAGACUCUCGCUUCACAUUGGCAUCAUCUCAAUUAAGUGAAUUUGAACAUCAAUCAUUGGACCCCUCACACUACAUGACCAUAAGAGCUUUGGUCUUCUCAUCAUCUCCAAUCAUAUCAGUGGUGGCUCGGGCUUAUGACUCUGAGCUUGGAAAGCUUAUUCUGGUUGUGGAGGAAUCAAUGACGGAGAUCAAGGAUAGCUCCUCAAGAGGAGCUCUUUAUGCAGCACCUUGGAAUUUCAAAGCAUUUCAGGACCCAUCUCCAGAAAGAUACUGGCUGCAGAUAGAAGCAAUUGACGUAAGAGGAAGAUCAACCUUAACCGAGUUGAGGCCAUUCUCAAUAAAUGGUCUUUCCAGUUCUCUGUCUUGGACAUGGAAGGAGUUUAUGGUCAUGGGUUGCCAGUGGGCUGCUUUGUAUUUCCCAAUACUCUGGCUUUCUGUCGGGUGCUCCUUAUUUAUUCUUCUUCUCCCUAAGGCUUUGCUAAUUUUUUCCAAGAAACGGUACACAUUACAGAAUUUCUGUACUGACAAAAAUUUUAAAAAUGGUGUUGGAUGGGUCUUGACAGAGUUGUACAAGCUGCGCUCAGUGUGGCUUGGAUUUCUAGGUUACUUGUUCUACCUUGUUUUAUGUCCUUGGUUUUCCGGGCAAUUAUUUACUGAUGGUUGUGAAAGGGGGUAUAUGACUUACAGGGGCUGGGUAGUGAAGCAUCCGGAGAUGGGUAAGAAAUUGGAGUACCUUGGGUUUCCGGAUAUAAUGGUGAUUGUCAUUCCUCAUUUGGUAUUUGUAGUUUUUCCUUCUAUUCUAGUAACCUUGGGAUUGGCUAUGGAAAGUGAAAUUUAUAGAAUACACCUUUUAGCACUUUCAGGUAAGAAGGAAGAUGAUCAUUGUAAAGAUACCCCAAAAUCUAGACACAGUAACACUCAAAGUCAUAGACCUUCCAAGUUUUAUAUUGGUACACGCUUGAUCAGGAGAGUUUCUAUGGUGGCUUGUCUGCCGAUCUUCUACAAGCAUUUCAAGAGUUGCAAACUGCUGGUAAAAGCCUACGAAAUGAACCCGUUGUUACAUUUCCCAGUUUAUUCUUUCUCAAUACCACUUCUGCUGGCAUAUGCUGUCUACAAAACCAGCAGACGCUAGCAUCCUGAGCAAGCCACAGGAAUUUAUCAUAAUUGAUCAGUUUUCAGAAGAAUUAGAAGACAAUUUUCUUGAACAUUCAUAGGACACAGCAUGCUGUAUUAUAAUGCAAAACCUGAUACAAGCCUCUAGGUGCAUGUGGGUCUACAUAUAUGAGGUGGUUCAUUACGGAAGAGUUCCGAGUAUCAGAACAAGUUAUGGUUACAGGUAAGGUUACUCGCUUUUUGUGUCAAAAAACAAGCAAAUACCCUAGUAAACAGCUGUUCUUGAUCCAGCAUUUACAAUGAGGAAGCUAAAACUUCCUGGAUUCCUCUCCUAACAUUUAUAGUUGUGUGGAAACUUUUGUACAAAAAACAGUUAGGGAGCUAUGCUAAAAUGUUUUGUUAGAAAGUGAGUUUUCUUUUCGUUUA